AUGAGGGCUUGGAGGACAUAUGGGGUGUAUAGGCAGCUAGAUUUACUGCGCCAGGGACAGGCGAAUGAAAAGGGAGAGAGAUCUGCUGCUUCUUCUGCUCUGUCUGCUGCUGCUCGCUGCUGCUGCUGCUGCUGCUGCCUCGAGCCGACCACGGGGGCGAGCGAUCUGCUGCUUCGUAAAGGUGCUGCUGCACCAAGCGGUGCCAGCUGCUGCAGCACGCAGAGUUGCUGCUGCAGCGACAGCAGCAGCUGCAGCAGCAGCUCCUGCUGCAGCGAUCAUGGCUUUGGGGGGCUGCGCUUUGCUACUGCUGGGAACGAAGCAAACUUAGGAGACAGCCGCAGGCGCCGGCGUCGCCGUCGCAGCAGCAGCAGCAGCAGCAGCAGCAGCAACAACAACAAUGGCUUGCGGCUGGAGACGGAGAGCGACUGCAGCUGCAGCAGCAGUAGCAGCAGCAGCAGCAACGCUUCGUGUGGAAGCAGCAGCAAAGUGGCAGCAAAAGGUGUAACAGCAGAUCUGCCCUAUCUCUCUCCUGCUGCUGCGUCUCCUCUGUGUACAUAUAAGAAUUUAUUUCCUGCUUACUUAUUCUCCCCUCAUUCUGCUGCAGUGCCUGCAGCCUUCUUCAGCAGCAGCAGCAACAGCAGCAGCAGCAGCAGCAAGAACGGAGGCAGCAGCAGCAGCAGCAGGAGCGGCGGCUGCAGCGGUUCUAGCGGCAAGGGCAACAGCACAAACAGCAGCAGCAACAGCAGCAGCAGCAGCAGAAACAGCAACAGCAACAACAACAACAGGAGCAACGGCGACAGCAACGGUAGCAGCAACAACAACAACAGCAGCAACGACGGCAACAACAACAGCAGCAGCAGUAGCAGCAGCAGCAGCAGCAGCAGCAGCGGAGCGGUUGAGGAGGAGUGCAGACUGCCGCUGUCCCCGGUGCAGUUGCUGCAGUGUAUGCUGGCUGAUGCUGCAGCAGCGACAAUCCAGCGUUUUAUUCGGGGAUAUUUCGCUCGUCUGCGUUUUGCUGCUGCUUUGGUGUGGCGGCGGGGUGUGCAGCAGCAGCAGCAGCAGCAGCAGGAGCAACAGCAGCGGCAGCAGCAAGCAGCAACUCUUAUUCAGAGCAGCUGGAGACGCUUUCAGGCUCGAGAAGAACUACAAAGAAGAAAAAUAAAAGCAGCACUAGCGCCCCGAAGAGAAAAAGCAGCAAAAAUUAUACAAAAGGCGUGGAGAGACAAAAUGCAGCAAAUUAAUAUGCAGACAGAAAAGCUAGUUUGCUGCUUGCUCGGGGUGCGCUUUGCUGCUGCUGUUGAAAUUCAAAGAAUAUGGAGAGGAGCAAAGACGAGGAGAGUAAUGGAUGAAGAAUGGGACCAGUGGACCAUCAAGUGGACCUGGGACAAGCCUAAUGCUGUUGUAGAGGUCGUGGGGGACUUUUCUUCGCCUCCAUGGACGAAAAGGCAUUUGAUGACAUACUGCCACAUCCGGGACUGCUUCGUCUUAACUCUCCCUCGAUGCCCCGGUAGACACGAAUUAAAAUUCAUAGUCAACGGGAAAUAUGUUUGUGAUGGAAGCCAAACAGUAAUUGCUGACGGUAGUGGACACUUCAACAAUUUAAUUCGCGUCCGCCCCGCAGCUCCAUCGCAAAUUCGAUUAAUCAGAGAACGGCUGAAGCUGCUGCAGGGGGCAAGCAGCACCUUAGGGCGCUCUGUCUCCUCUCCUGCAUUGCCUCUGAGUAGCUGCUGCAGCAGGAAGCAGCAGCAGCAGCAGCAGCAGAACAUCUCGUGCAGCAGGGGGCCCCUCCCUCCCGCUGCAACAGCAGCAACAGCAGCAACAGCAGCACGUCGCAUGUCGAUACAGCAGGACCUGCAGCUAAAUAGGUCUCCGCAGCAGCAGCAACAGCAGCAGCAGCAGAGACCGCAGCAGCAGCUGCUGCUGCAGCACCUGGGCUCAGGCAUUGACAGUGCGCUGCCGGUUGCUGCUGCUGGUGGCACACCUGCUGCUGCUGCUGCUGCUGUUGCUGUUGCUACUGAGGAUCUGCUGCAGCUGCUGCCCUGGGAGAACCGUACAAACUUAGCUUCUGUUAGCGGUAUAUCAGACGGAGAGAGAGAGAGCAGCAGCAGAGGAGACAGCCUUCUGUCUAAUCUCUCUUCUGCAACUGCUCCAGGUGCAGAUACCCCCGUUCACGCCCUUUCGCAGCAGCAGCAGCAGCAGCAGCAGCAGCAGGAGGGCGAAGGGCUAUCAACACCAUCAGAGGCAUACAGCAGCAGCGGCCCGCCAGCGACGCAGCAGCAGCACGAACUCCCCUUGGUGCAGCAAACGCGCACACCAACAGCAGCAGAAGCAGCAGCAGCAGAAGCAACAGCAGCAGCAAUCGUAGCAGCAGCAGCAGCAAAAGGUAAAGCAGAAGCAACCACAGAGGCAUUGCCUAUGUUGGUGGCGGCAGUGCUGCAGAAAGAGCGGCCCGCAGCAGCAGCAACAGCAGCAGCAGCAGCAGCAGCAGCAGUGGAAGCACCAGUAACAGCAGAAGCAGAACAGCCGCAUGUAGCAGCAGCAGCUGAAAGAGAGACCCAGGCAAACAUACAUUGCUCUGCCCAUCAGCAGCAGCAACAGGAGGAGACACAGCAGCAGCAGCAGCAGCAGCAGCGUCCGCAGCACAGGGCCAAGCAGGGGCAGCAGCAGCAGCGCAAACAGCGAAAGCGCCAGCAGCACCACCAACAGAAGCAGCAGCAGCAACACCUGCAGCAGCAACGGCAGCAGCAGCAGCAGCAUCCCCCCGUUGUAGAGGAUCCUCAAGGAGGCCCCAGAAGCGUGGCACCAGCAGCAGCAGCAGCAGCAGAACGCGAAGUAGCAGCAAGAGACACAGCAGCAACAGGAGCAGCAGCAGCACCUACAGCAGCAGAUAGGCAUCGGGUUGGAGGCAAACAACGAGGCAGAGACAGCCUGCGUUGA
Molecule: messenger RNA, 2937 nt
Organism: Eimeria acervulina
Lineage: Eukaryota; Apicomplexa; Conoidasida; Eucoccidiorida; Eimeriidae
Exons: 7
Coding region: 1-2937 (978 amino acids)
Molecular function (GO): protein binding
Source: RefSeq, a predicted model, not a curated record